This is a messenger RNA of Equus caballus (horse), 1227 nucleotides long. Lineage: Eukaryota; Metazoa; Chordata; Mammalia; Perissodactyla; Equidae. The record is from RefSeq and is a predicted model, not a curated record.
AGCCUUGUCUUCUACUCAGCUCCCAGUAAGGGAAAGGAAAGAAAGACAGAACCAAGUCAGCCAGGACUGUGGACGGUGAUGGCCCUCAACCAUAGUCGCUCUGUGAAACUGAAUGAUGGGCACUUUAUGCCUGUGCUUGGAUUUGGCACUUUUGCUUCAGAUGAAGUUCCUAAGAGCAAAGCUUGGGAGGCCACCAAAGUGGCUAUUGAUGUGGGUUUCCGUCACAUCGAUGCGGCAUUCUUCUAUCAAAAUGAAGAGGAGGUCGGCAAGGCCCUCCGAGAGAAGAUGGAGAAUGGUACUGUGAAGAGAGCGGACAUAUUCUACACGACCAAGCUUUGGAGUACUUUCCUUCGACCAGAAUUCGUUCAGCCAGCCCUGGAAAAAUCACUGACGAAACUUGGACUGGACUAUGUAGAUCUCUUCAUCAUUCAUUGGCCAGUUGCUAUGAAGUCUGGGGAUGAGAUUCUGCCAAAGGAUGCCAGUGGGAAAAUUAUCUUCGACACAGUGGACCUUCGGGACACAUGGGAGGCCCUGGAGAAGUGUAAAGAUGCGGGUUUAACCAAGUCCAUUGGGGUGUCCAAUUUCAAUCACAAACAGCUGGAGAUGAUCCUGAACAAACCAGGGCUCAAAUACAAGCCCGUCUGCAACCAGGUGGAAUGUCACCCUUACCUCAACCAGAGCAAACUGCUGGAGUUCUGCAAGUCCAAGGACAUUGUCCUAGUUGCCUACAGUGCCCUGGGGUCCCAUAGAGACCCAAACUGGGUGGAAAAGGACAGUCCAUAUCUCUUGGAGGAUCCAAUCUUGAAUGCUGUUGCCAAGAAACACAAGCGAAGUCCAGGCCAGAUUGCCCUGCGCUACCAGGUGCAGCGGGGGGUGGUGGUCCUGGCCAAGAGCUUCAAUGAGAAGAGAAUCAAAGAGAACUUCCAGAUUUUUGAAUUUGAAUUGACUCCAGAAGACAUGAAAGCAAUUGAUGGCCUCAACAGAAAUUUCCGAUAUGCUAAGUUACUCUCUGCUGUUGAUCAUCCUUAUUAUCCAUUUUCUGAAGAAUAUUGACCACGAGCUGUGCACCAUGAGCUCUAAGAAUUUCCUGUCUAAGUGUGUGGAGAGCAUUUCUGUACUUGGUGGAGGUGAUUCAAACCAAUGUCUGUAGUUUCAGGGUGCUCACUUUCCUUUAUUCUCAUUUUCAUUUCUUUUGUAAUUUAUGAAAUAAUAAAGACUUAAAAAUAA